Aspergillus uvarum CBS 121591 is the source of this 1691-nucleotide messenger RNA. RefSeq names its product ArsA family ATPase. NCBI's taxonomy places the organism in Eukaryota, Fungi, Ascomycota, Eurotiomycetes, Eurotiales, Aspergillaceae. Gene Ontology annotation, molecular function: ATP hydrolysis activity; ATP binding. The transcript is spliced from 4 exons. Gene Ontology annotation, biological process: post-translational protein targeting to endoplasmic reticulum membrane. The record is from RefSeq and is a predicted model, not a curated record. Gene Ontology annotation, cellular component: GET complex. The coding region runs from base 327 to 1352 and encodes 341 amino acids.
GUAAAAUGACCCAUGAUGGCUCUAGCACGUAGCACGUGGCACGUGCCGCUUGAGCAACUUGCUAAAGAGAGUUGAGGCAAGAGCCGCCUAUUGUCUCUUGCGCUGUACGACUCUCCAUUAUUGUUGCUGUAUAGAAAAUACCUUGCCUAUCAAUUACUUCCCUCAACUUCUAGCGUGGAGUGACGCAGCUCUUCUUACGAAACUUCUCGAAUCCCACCGACCGCCUUAUCCGAAGGUUUCAGGACUCUGCGGGGAACCCGUCAGUUACGUGACCAGAUACACGACCAAAACCAUAAUCUCAAUCCUUUUCUUUUUCGACCUCUACCAUGUCCUCCGCUGUCGUGCAUAGCGACGACCUCAUGGAGCCCACGCUCCAGUCGGUCGUCAACCAGAAAACCUUGCGCUGGAUCUUCGUCGGUGGUAAGGGAGGUGUCGGCAAGACUACGACCUCCUGCUCGCUUGCGAUUCAGCUGGCCAAAGUCCGCAAGUCUGUUCUGCUUAUCUCCACCGACCCCGCGCACAACCUGAGCGAUGCCUUUGGACAGAAGUUUGGAAAGGAGGCUCGACUGGUCGAUGGCUAUACCAACUUGAGCGCCAUGGAGAUCGACCCCAAUGGCAGUAUCCAGGACCUUUUGGCUAGUGGUGAAGGCCAGGGAGAUGACCCAUUAUCCGGGAUGGGUGUGGGCGGCAUGAUGCAGGAUCUGGCUUUCAGCAUUCCCGGUGUUGACGAAGCCAUGUCCUUCGCUGAGGUCUUGAAGCAAGUCAAGUCCCUGUCUUACGAGGUGAUCGUUUUCGACACUGCGCCCACCGGCCACACUCUCCGCUUCCUCCAAUUCCCUACCGUCCUCGAGAAGGCUCUCGCGAAGCUGUCGCAGCUGUCCUCCCAGUUCGGCCCCAUGCUCAACUCUAUUCUGGGCGCCCGUGGAGGUUUGCCCGGCGGUCAGAACCUCGACGAACUGUUGCAGAAGAUGGAGUCUCUCCGGGAGACGAUCAGCGAGGUGAACUCCCAGUUCAAGGAUGCCGACCUUACCACCUUCGUCUGCGUCUGCAUCGCUGAGUUCCUGUCGCUGUACGAAACCGAGCGCAUGAUUCAGGAGUUGACCAGCUACAACAUUGACACCCAUGCUAUCGUCGUCAACCAACUGUUAUUCCCUAAGCAGAGCAGCGCGUGCGAACAGUGUAAUGCACGCCGAAAGAUGCAGAAGAAGUACCUUGAGCAGAUCGAGGAACUCUACGAGGACUUCAACGUUGUCCGGAUGCCUUUGUUGGUUGAGGAAGUAAGAGGCAAGGAGAAGCUUGAGAAGUUUAGCGACAUGCUUGUAAACCCAUAUGUUCCCCCGGAGGGCAACUAACGGAUGCGGGACGAUUCUUUGCAUGAUAUUUUGUUGCAAGUAUGCCUUUUGUCUGGAUGAGUCACGAAAAGAUCAUAGACAGUAAUGCAAGAAGCGUUUUGGUGAUUCUGAAUAUUAAUUUUACCCUCUUGAGCUGGGGAAUCUGGUUUGAUGUAUUAGCUCAAGGGGUUUGUCUUCCGCAUCGGCAUGUUGAUUUGGAUCUCUGUACUAUGACUUCACCUUCUGCCUGCAGCUCCAUCUAUACUCUUCGAUAAUGUUCAUUUCCUUCGCUUCGACCACGAAAUCCUUGCAGUAUUGACGAGCAGCCUAACGUCUGAGGAGUCCUAGGCCAUGGCCCUU